Molecule: messenger RNA, 822 nt
Organism: Cannabis sativa
Lineage: Eukaryota; Viridiplantae; Streptophyta; Magnoliopsida; Rosales; Cannabaceae
Exons: 4
Coding region: 1-822 (273 amino acids)
Biological process (GO): DNA integration
Molecular function (GO): nucleic acid binding
Source: RefSeq, a predicted model, not a curated record
AUGACCUCGCCAUACCCAUUUGCAAUAUGGGGAAUUGACCUAAUUGGGGCUUUAAAUUCAGGGCGAGGUGGAGCAAAGUAUGCAGUUGUGGCAAUCGACUUCUUCAAAAAAUGGACAGAAGUCAAACCCCUGGUUUUAAUCACGUGCAAGAAGGUUCUUGAUUUUGUCAUCAAGAACAUCAUAUGUAGGUUCAACAUUCCAAUCAAGAUAGUAUCCAAUAAUGGAACUCAGUUUGAUGGUAAUUUAUUCACUGAAUUCUGUGAAAGGAAUAAAAUAAUUAAGCGCUUCUCGUCAGUAUCGAGGCCUCAACCAAAUGGGCAAGUAGAAGCUGUUAAUAAAACCUUAAAGGAUACUAUUAAGAAGAAGUUAAAUGAUGCUAAAGGAAGAUGGAAUAACCCUUCGGCCCUUAGGCAAAAAUCUGAAAGAGAAGAAGUCAAGGAUCGGAAACCGAAUCCCCCACCCUUCACAUUCGAACGCUAUUGUCUUCGAACACUGGUUAUUGCCAAGGACGCCACACCGAAAUUGCCUGCCUUAUCAACUGAUAGGUACACCGUGUCUUCCGCUGCACCGGCUGGUCCCUCCAAUGCGGCAGAAAGCAGUUCCUCUGCCAGGAAGAGGCAGAAACUCGUUGUGACAGAUUUUGGCAUGGAAGGAUCAGGGGAUCACGCUCGGCCCCCUUACGCCCAACUAAUUCUGGGCCAGCCUAGGGCCCUCCCUCGAGCUCCGUCAAGAACGCCUACUGUGGGAUUUGCCUUCCCUAGGAGGGUAGUUCCUUUUGACCCUCUGAAAUGCAGAGGAAGAAAGAGGCAAAUCGGGCUUUGA